Molecule: messenger RNA, 1042 nt
Organism: Eurytemora carolleeae
Lineage: Eukaryota; Metazoa; Arthropoda; Copepoda; Calanoida; Temoridae
Product: probable peroxisomal acyl-coenzyme A oxidase 1
Biological process (GO): lipid homeostasis; fatty acid beta-oxidation using acyl-CoA oxidase
Cellular component (GO): peroxisome
Molecular function (GO): FAD binding; acyl-CoA oxidase activity; fatty acid binding
Source: RefSeq, a predicted model, not a curated record
GUAUAGUGCUGUAAGAAGACAAGGAGAAGCUGAUGAAGGGCAGCUAGAACCUAAAAUACUAGAUUAUCCAACCCAACAAGCUAAACUCAUCCCAGCACUAGCUAUGGCCGUUGGAUUUCAUAUUGCAAGUUCCACCCUAUGGGAUUUGUACAACAAUGUACAAAAUGAAAUUGAACAGGGAAAUUAUGACAAUCUACCGGAGCUGCAUGCUUUAUCUUGUGCUAUGAAGGUACUGAUUACCUCUGAGUCCUCUAUAGCAGUUGACACGAUACGAAAGUCCUGUGGUGGACAUGGUUUCAUGACAAACUCAGCUUUACCUAGAAUAUUUGGAAUGAUAUCUGCUGCAUGUACAUAUGAAGGGGAGAACACUGUGCUUCAACUUCAGAUAGCAAGGUUCCUUAUAAAGAGUGGAAAACAGGCUCUAGAGGGUAUUCCCCAGCCAGGCUCAGUCAGCUACUUGAGUAACUCAUUCAACCAUAAACCCACAGUAGACAUUAUCUCAGACUUUGGACUUGUGGAACUUUUUGAGAAAGUGUCAAGUGGUAAAGUACAAAGUCUUCUUGGAUCUACAUCAGCCAACCCUAUACUAUCAGUAGAAACUGCUGAUAUGCAUGCUAGGAGUUUUGUAGUCUCUGAAUUUGCACAAGGCAUUGCUUCUGCUUCAGUUAGUGUACAGUUGAGACGUGUACUUUCUGACCUUUUCAGAUUAUUAGCUUCCACGUGGAUUCUGCAGAAUGCCGCUGAUUUUAUCCGGUUUGCUAACAUGGAUUUUACUCAUCUUGAUAGGCUAAGAUCUGAUAGAGAUACGCUUCUACAGCAUCUUAGGCCAAAUGUUGUUGGAAUUGUUGAUGCCUUUGAAUUCAAAGAUGAGGUUUUACAAUCAACCCUGGGAAGCUUUGAUGGUUGGGUGUAUCACAGGUUAUUCCAGGCUGCGAGAGAUCUUGAUAACUCCGACGAAAGAACACCUGAAAACAAUGUGAAAACAAUUAUGGAAAAACUAAAAUCUAAAUUGUAAUUACACAAAAUAAAUAAGAAAAACUUU